AUGCCAAAGGUGCUUUCUGAUAUUGUCGAAUACGCCAUAAGAACCCAUUUUGAUCUCAAUAUCAAGUCCAUUAUUGCGAAGUACAAAGGACCUUUGAAACUUAUCCGUCGGCUACAAGAAGAAAUUUUGACCACUGAUGAUACGGGAACCGAGGCCCAGCGUCGAGCUAGCAAUAGGGCCAAUUUCCUGCUCAAAGGUGUUCUCCAACAAAGGCAUCCUAAACUGAUGGUGGACCUUGACUCACAGGUUGAUCGUUGGCUUGCGAUGAGCCCACAACAUCGGGCAUUAGCUGCGCAUCCGAAGAACGAUGCUGAGAUAGCGAUACGUCGCGCGCGGCUGUUUGCCGCCUGCGAUCACUACCUCACCGAUUUCGAUGCCACACAUGUACAGCCGCUUGAUCCAGGGUACUUCAACAUUCCCGAGCCGAUUCGCGAUCUCAAUUAA
Messenger RNA from Cooperia oncophora, 444 nucleotides. The record is from the annotation of a GenBank genome assembly. NCBI's taxonomy places the organism in Eukaryota, Metazoa, Nematoda, Chromadorea, Rhabditida, Trichostrongylidae.